CACUGCUAUCCGGCCGCCGCUCACCUCCGCCGGCGGCCCACCCAUCUGAACCGUCAAAACUCUGCAAAACCCUAACGCCCAAUGGCCCACGCCGGCGGCCUCGCCGACGACGGCUCCUCGGCGGCGCGGCUGUUUUCGCAGGGCGUCUCCUACACGUACGACGACGUGAUCGUCCUCCCGGGGUACAUCGACUUCCCCGCCGACGCCGUCGACCUCUCCACCCGCCUCUCCCGUCGCGUGCCGCUCGCGACCCCCUGCGUCGCCUCGCCCAUGGACACCGUCUCCGAGGCAUCCAUGGCCGCCGCCAUGGCCGCCCUCGGCGGCGCCGCCGUCGUCCACAGCAACGCCGACCCGGCGACGCAGGCCUCCAUCCUCCGCGCCGCCAAGUCCCGCCGCGUCCCCUUCGUCUCGGGCACCCCGUUCCUCGCCCCCUCGUCCGUCCCCUCCGCUGCCGACUUCGCCGGCUGCGCGUACGCCCUCGUCACCGAGCGCGGGGACGCGCGCUCCCGCCUCCUCGGCGUCGCCGCCGCCGCCGACCGCAGACCCGGCGUCCCCGUGUCGGGGUACAUGACCGCCGCGCGCGGGACAGCGUCCGCCUCCUUCGAUUUCGAGCAAGCCGCCGCCUUUCUCGCCGACGAGGGUCUGGAAUUCGCACCCAUCGUCUCCGACGACGGCGCCGGCGAGGCCGUCGACCUCAUCACCGCGCAGGACGUCGAGCGCAUCCGGAGCUACCCAAAGCUGGGAAAGCCGUCGAUCGGGGCGGAUGGGAGGUUCGUCGUCGCGGCGGCGAUUGGGACGCGGGAGGAGGACAAGCGCAGGCUCGAGCUGCUGGUCCAGGAAGGCGCUAACGCCAUUGUCAUCGACAGCUCUCAGGGGAACUCUGUUUACCAGCUCGACAUGAUCAAGUACGCGAAGAGGAUGUACCCGGAGGUGGAUUUGAUCGGUGGGAAUGUGGUCACGAUUGCACAGGCGCAGAAUUUGAUCGGCGCCGGCGCGGAUGGGUUGAGGGUGGGGAUGGGCUCUGGAUCGAUUUGCACGACGCAGGAGGUUUGUGCCGUAGGCAGAGGGCAGGCUACUGCAGUUUACAAGGUCGCAUCAUAUGCCAAGGAUCAUGAUGUGCCUGUUAUUGCCGAUGGUGGAAUUUCAAACUCUGGACAUAUUGUGAAGGCUCUGACUCUAGGGGCAUCUACUGUUAUGAUGGGUAGUUUCCUGGCUGGAAGUCUUGAAGCUCCUGGUGUUUAUGAGUACAAGGACGGGCGUCGGCUCAAAAAAUACAGAGGCAUGGGUUCCCUUGAAGCUAUGACAAAGGGGAGUGAUGCCAGAUACCUUGGCGACAAGCUUAAGCUUAAGGUUGCUCAAGGAGUUGCUGGAGCAGUAUCUGACAAGGGCUCUGUAUUGAGGUUCAUUCCUUAUACAAUGCAAGCUGUCAAGCAAGGAUUCCAGGACCUGGGUGCAUCCUCCUUGCAGUCAGCCCAUGAUCUUCUACAAUCAGAAUCUCUUCGACUAGAGGUGAGAACCGGAGCUGCCCAAGUCGAAGGAGGGAUCCACGGUCUUGUUUCCUAUGAGAAGAAGGCAUUCUGAGGCAUCUCAUUUCACAGACUGAAUCCAGCAUUCCAAACAAACAAUGGCUGUGUGUUUUGUGUGAAAUAAGUUUGGAAUGAUGGAUCGAUCGAUGGCGGAUGCUCUGCCUCUCCAUGCAUGUGUUUUGUGCUACGGCAUAUGAACCCUUGGCCUUGUUGGCUGUGAGUUUGCCGUCUGUGCUCUCGUGUUUCUUGGAUCAUGUAAUGGUAUAAUUUGCCUGAAUCGACAUCCAACCCCAAAGCUGCUGGCAUUGGGCCUGGAGACCAAUAUAAAAACAAAU
This is a messenger RNA of Setaria italica (foxtail millet), 1861 nucleotides long. Its product is annotated as inosine-5'-monophosphate dehydrogenase. Gene Ontology annotation, molecular function: IMP dehydrogenase activity. Gene Ontology annotation, biological process: GTP biosynthetic process. The record is from RefSeq and is a predicted model, not a curated record. Gene Ontology annotation, cellular component: cytoplasm. Bases 82 to 1581 code for a protein of 499 amino acids. The transcript has 4 exons. Lineage: Eukaryota; Viridiplantae; Streptophyta; Magnoliopsida; Poales; Poaceae.